Messenger RNA from Xyrauchen texanus (razorback sucker), 1868 nucleotides. It is a transcript of the gene fah, whose product is annotated as fumarylacetoacetate hydrolase (fumarylacetoacetase). Bases 87 to 1343 code for a protein of 418 amino acids. The transcript has 14 exons. The record is from RefSeq and is a predicted model, not a curated record. NCBI's taxonomy places the organism in Eukaryota, Metazoa, Chordata, Actinopteri, Cypriniformes, Catostomidae. Gene Ontology annotation, molecular function: fumarylacetoacetase activity. Gene Ontology annotation, biological process: L-tyrosine catabolic process; L-phenylalanine catabolic process; homogentisate catabolic process.
ACACUGGAGGCGGUAACUUCUGGAAGUGGUUAUUCGCGCUGUUGCUUACUCUGAAAAGUAUUCUCCAGUACAACUGCAACUUCAAAAUGUCUUUCUUAAAAGUGGACGAGAGCUCUGACUUUUCUUAUCAUAACUUGCCUUACGGAGUUUUUUCCACACCAGAUAAUCCCAGGAAAAGAAUCGGUGUUGCCAUUGGAGACCAAAUUUUGGACCUUAGUGUUAUAAAGCAUCUUUUCAAAGGACCGGCUCUUGGGCCCCACCAGGAUGUUUUUGAACAGCCGACACUCAAUGCUUUUAUGGCUCUGGGUUAUGAUGCUUGGAGAGAAGCAAGAAAGUGUCUCCAGAUGCUUCUCGCUGCCAACGAGUCCACCCUGCGUGAUGACGUCAAGUUAAGAAGCAGGGCAGUUGUUAAUCAGAGUUCUGCAGUGAUGCAUCUCCCAGCAGAGAUUGGUGACUACACAGACUUUUACUCAUCGAAAGAUCAUGCCACCAACGUUGGCAUAAUGUUCCGUGGAAAAGAGAAUGCUUUGAUGCCUAACUGGCUGAGGUUACCAGUGGGGUAUCAUGGGAGAGCUUCCUCCGUGGUAGCUUCUGGAACACCAAUCAGAAGACCUCAAGGACAGAUGAGACCAGACCCAGCUCAGCCACCUGUCUUCGGGCCAAGCAAGCAGUUGGACAUAGAGCUAGAGAUGGCAUUCUUUGUGGGAAAAGGGAACGUGUUGGGAGAGCCCAUCCCAGUGGAGAAAGCUCAUGAGCAUAUCUUCGGCAUGGUGCUUAUGAACGACUGGAGUGCUCGAGAUAUCCAGGCUUGGGAAUAUGUUCCAUUAGGUCCAUUUCUUGGCAAGAAUUUUGGAACCACCAUCUCACCUUGGGUCGUUCCCAUGGAAGCACUGAUGCCUUUUGUUGAGCCAAAUCCAAUCCAGGACCCUGUACCUCUUCCAUACUUACAUCAUGAUGACCCUUACAUAUUCAACAUCAACCUCUUCGUCACAGUGAAAGGUGAGGGAAUGCAAGAGGCAGCCAACAUUUGCAAGUCCAAUUUUAAGUACAUGUACUGGACCAUGAAACAGCAACUGGCACACCAUACGGUCAAUGGCUGCAACAUUAGACCGGGCGACCUGCUGGCAUCAGGCACCAUCAGUGGACCGGAUCCAGAGAGUUUUGGCUCUAUGCUGGAGCUCUCAUGGAGAGGAUCCAAGACUAUUGACCUUGGCAACGGAGAGACAAGGACUUUCUUGAAGGAUGGGGAUGAGGUCAUCCUCACAGGUUAUUGCGCGGGUAGGGGAUAUAGAGUGGGCUUCGGUCAGUGUGUAGGGAAGAUCAUUCCUGCACUGCAUCAGUGACGUACCUCUCUUCCCCUACAGUUUCAGACUUGUAUUCACAACACUUUAAUGGAGACCACAGGAUCUUGAAGACAUAUAAAGUCAAACUAUGUUGUUUAAACAUUGGCACAAUAGUUCUUCAAAUAUUCCUUUUAAAGGUGAAGUCUAAUUUGUGCAACAUAAGCAGCACCAAAGAUAAUUGCACAAAUAAUGAAAAUAAUGUUUUCAAACAUACAGAAGUCAUCAAAGGCUAUCUAUUAUAUACAGUUUUUAUACUGCAUUGUUUUCUUGAGGCAACUCAAGAACUCACUUGUUUUUUGAUAUUGCAAAAUUUAUAUUGAAAUCUCAAAAAACAAGUCUCCAAAAUUAUAAUACAAGGCAUUUAUGGGCUUCUAUGUGUUUGAAAAAAUUAUUAAUGCUAGUCCACUUGUCAUUACAGAAAUGACACACCUCAUCGUAAAGUGUUUGAGCUGGUUUAGUACCCGUCGCUGUUACCGAAGAAUAUCACAAUAAAGUUACUGAUUCCUUAUAAACUGUCUUAUGUCA